Caenorhabditis auriculariae is the source of this 5524-nucleotide messenger RNA. NCBI's taxonomy places the organism in Eukaryota, Metazoa, Nematoda, Chromadorea, Rhabditida, Rhabditidae. The record is from the annotation of a GenBank genome assembly.
AUGAACACUUCAGCCUCCCGCUUCAGGAAUUUUCUCGACUCUCUCGACAACAAUGAAUUACUCGCAAGUGUGCCCAACAGACUGCUCUAUAAAAAUCGAAACUUCUGUUCUCAAUUUUCAAUACGUGUAUCCCAUCCCGGUAAAUCGCUCGUUGGGGCGUUUGUAUAUCGCGUUUCACUUCACUCAAAUACUUUCUAUUCCGUAUCUGUAUUUUUUUGUGUUUGAGUGAGAUAAAUAAAUAAAUAAAUAGCCUUGACAAAGAAAAACUUAUUUAUUGACCACAGGGAGGUAUCAGAGGCUUCAAUUUCAUGAAAAAAAUUCGGGAGGCUAAAGAGUAGUCUUCCCAAGUGUUCCCAACAACUUAAAAAAAGAAUAAAAAAAUAAUCAAAGUUUAUUUUUCCUGAAAAAGAUGGUAAGAAAAGCUUCAAUAUGAGUCAUAUCACGUGUUUCAAAUCUAUCAAAAACCCAUUAAAACUUUUUAAAAACUGAUCAAAUUUUUCUUUCAAUUAUUUCCCACAGCAAGACGGUUUCAAAAGAAAAUUUCUUUUCAAUCUUUUUUUCUUGUAGUUUGUGGUCUUCUUUCUUCUCUUUCCACUAUUCAGAGUAGUGCGUAAAGAAUUAAUAUUUCAGUUUUCUUUCAAAUUAUUUUCAAUUUUUCGAACAAGUUUUAUCACGUCAAUGCACAAUUUUUUUUACUAAUUAACAAAUGAAAGCUAUAUUUUCCUUGUUAAUACGAGAAAACAGCCGAAAAAAUUCCCAAAACAUACCAUUCAUAUUCAAAUUUUCGGGCGUCAAUUCCCAACCCAUUUGAUCUUCAAUAAGGUGUCAAAGUCACAAAUUCUGACUUUUCUCACGUCAAAAAGACCGUUCUCAGUUCAUCAACACGUUCCGUCUUGCUACAGGCAAGAAAGAAUAUUUAUCAACUUCUUUUAGAAUAAUAAACAAUAGGCAAGCGAGGAAGAUUUUUCAUGGAAGGUACAAAUUUGAUUCAAAAUUUUCCGCGCUCAUUCCUAUCCCAUUACUUUUUGAAUCACCUAGUCAAACCUAAGAAAGCGGCGAAAUGAAAGAAAUAUUUUCCUAUCGGUACCAUUAGAUCCAAAAUUCUCAUUGUCCAUUCCUAACCUUUUGGAUGCCGGAAAAAGCCUCAAAGUUGAAUUGUUCGAAAAAAAGCUUUUAGCGUUUUUUUGAAAACGACAAGGCGCUUUGAAAAAGCAAAUCGAUGAAGUUUCCAAUCUUUUUUUGAAAAAAAUUUUUUUCGCAAAAAUAUUUUUUUAAAAUCGAAAAGAACUCGUCAAACAGCUCGCUCUAAAAAAAAGAAACCGUGAAUAGGAUUAUUGGUACGAAAUUUAAAAACCUUUUGUGAAUAGAAUGAAUGUUCAGCCAAAGUUAUGUCAAAAAAAUAAAAAAAUUUUUAAUGGCUUCAGUGCUCCUAAAUAGUCACUUCAUGAAAAUAUAGAGAAGAUAAGUAAGUUUAAUGUUUUUUCAAGUUUAAGGAGAUCUUUUUCUUACCCCCAAAAAAAGGCCGAUAACCAAUGAAAAAAAAACUUUCAAGCUUUUGAGUCUCUCCAUCUUUGAGCAAAAUUAGAGUACGUUAAUUCGAAACCACUGGCAAGUAAGUAAGAGGUGAAGGAAAAAAAAAGUUUCUUUGCCAGUUGAUUCAAAUUUCUUGCCUUCCGUUCCCAACAUUCUCCCUCCGCUGUCGGAGCACCCAUCAAAAUUGCAAAUUAUCACCUAUCAAACAUCAAAAAAGAGCCUUCUCAGUUCAUCAACACGUUCCGCCGUGCUGCAGGCAAGAACAGGGCCGUUUAGGGCAAGUUAGCACCUCGGUGAGGUGGAGUCGGAGCUGAGACCUUUAGUCUCCGCCUCCUCUUCCUGCGACGAUUUCUUCAGUGGUAUCAUACCAAUCCGCACAGUCCUACCGUCCUCUUCGACCUUCCGACUUCUUCGUCAACUUCUACCGAAAUGGCCGAGUUCUUCGACAUCCAGGAGGAAAUCGCCAUGCGAAUGGACGCCGUGACUCUCAAGUCUCUGGCCGCCACUUGCUCUACUUGGAAGCACUAUAUCAAGACUCAUCGUCAGAAGUUCAAGUUUGUUUUUUUUUUUUAUUUUCUUCAUGCAUAGCUAGGGUCCGCAAGCCAUUUCUUCAGAAUGAUUUAAAAAUAUGUUUUUUUCACAUUGUUCGAUAGGGGAGACUGUCCAUUUUUCAUAAUCCGUUUAGUUUUUUUGAAAAAAAGGUUCACUAAGAAAAAAAGUUAUGGCCAAAAAAACGAGCGCGCGCGGCGUACAACUGGAGGCAAAAUCUCACGGUUUACCCGCUGCCGCACGCUUUCUUUUUAAAUGUUUUUUUGCGCGUUUCUGGACCGUUUUUAAAUCGGUUUUCUGUUCUGAGAGGUUGUCCGAACUGAGCCUCAUGUUUUGGUAUGAAUCUUUUGUACAAUCCUCAUAAGAAGUUUUUGAUGAAAUAUCAAAAAAACUACCUAGAAAAAGGUCAAAAGGAUUUUUUUCAGCUUAUUUUUUUCUUUUUUUCUACUCAGAAAAAAAUUAUUAUCAUUCGAUUUGGAAAAAGAAAAAAAUGAAAAAAAUAAUGUUAUUUCGAAAUAAAAACAGGAAAAAAAGUGCAAUUUGACUCCGAAAAAAACGGCUCCUGCGACAUUUAAAAGGGCGCAUCGGUGUGUUUGACGCAAACACUGCUACGGACACUUGCACGAAAUCUUCCGAAAUUUCAAAAAUUGCCAUUUUUUUCGAGGGAUUUUCAAAGCCGUUAUUUUUCGCGUCGAUCGAUUUUUUUCAUAAUUUUUUUCAUUGAUAGAGUUUUGAACGCUUAAUAACAUAAUCAAAAAUAUAGACGCGAUCCUAUUCUCUCAUGCGUCAACGAGGCAGGCGAAAAAAGGAGGUUUUGGUAAAACUCAAAUAUAAUUUGAUUCGCUGUCCCAAUAAUUAUUUUCAUUUUGAAUUUUUAUUCUUGGACACACUGUUAGUUUUUAAAUCAAAUAAAAAGUAUACCAUGUCGCUGAAAUUUUUUCGCAUUUCAGCUUCAAAGUUUGGUGUCACUUUACAAGCUUUAAUAUUUUUUUCGCGUCGGUAGAUUUUUUUCAUUUUCACUCAAAAAAUAAAGAAAGUGUUAAUGUAUAACAUACUAAAAAUUUAGAAGCGUUCCUCACUUGGUUUUCUGAAACGCGACGAUUUUGUGAAACUUGUCAGUUUUUUUCGUGUUAAAUCUUACUUUUUCGCUUAUUUUUGAAAAAUACAUAGUUUUAAAAAUAUUCAGUCUUGUAGAGCGUUGUCGAUUACAUAGGUUUUCAGAAACAGUUGAUUUUUAAAGUGGGACUUUAGCUAGUAUAAACGCCUCAAAACCGUUUUUUUGCAACAAAAAAUCGUCAUUUUGGUGGCGUGAAGGGGCAGGGCUUUGCGCCCCCCUAUGCAUAACUUUUGUGAUCAGCUUUACUCAUGAUAACUUGAGGGGCUCAUUUUCCUCUUUUGAUAUUUAUAAGAAUUUUUCAAAAAAAUUUCAAAGUUCUCAGACCUUAUUGUUCUUGGCUCUCAUUACCUUUCCAGCUUAUUAUCCACUCGAACUGAAAACUAUAUGCUUGAUAAUAUCACAAUUAUUCUCUUCAUUCAAGCAAAACUAUAGAAGCUCACACCAAAUGAUCAGUCAGGAAUCGAAAAAAACUGAAUCUGCGUUCUCAUUUCUUUAACCAGAGAUAAACUCGCCGUGAAUAUGAAAUUUUUUUGACUUUUUUUGAGCAUAAUUUUGAGAUUCAACUCUCCAAAAAGAACUUCAACUUUAUUAAUAUUUUCUAAAAACCCAGUUUUUCAGCCGCACGCCACUCAGCAGCCUGGUCAUCACCAGCCAACUCAAGACGUUCUACCGUGUCCGGGUUUUUCGCAACGCCUCAGGGUCUGUUGGUGCCCGUCGACGACGUUUGCUACGAAGUCUCCGUGGAGCUCCCUCCUUCGCGUACUAUCCGAGCCAGAAAACCGUCUCGAAUGAGAAAUUCUUCGACACUGUCGCAGAAUUUCAGCCAAAGUUUCUUUGGCUCCACGCCAAGCCAAACGUCGUGGCAAUGCUCCCGCCUUGGUGGCUUUCUACGGUCGAGCAGGUAUGAGAGUCAAUUUAAAGUUUCAAACAAAAAGCUUUUUUGACUAAAAUUUGGAACUGAUCUUUAAUCAAGUGGAAUUUCAAGCUUCAAUGGACUCAUUAUCAUUUCAAAAGUAUGGGCGGUUCCAAAAACUGUCUUGUUUUUAAAUAUGAAAAAAAUAAAAAUUCUAAAAAAAUAUUGAAUUUUAAUUGCAGCUCUCCUACUCCUGCGAGUUCCAUUCGCUCGACAUCUUGCACAUUUUGAGAUGCGCUCCGAAGGUUGUUUUAUAAUCAAUUCACCUCUUAAUUCAUUAUAUUCAGAUGCACCACGUCGAUAUUCUCGCCCAGGACCCGAAUAUUCCCUACACGCCGCUGCAAGUGGUCAAAGCGAUGAACUCGAUCUCCUUACUCUCGUUAGUUUUUCUUUUUUUCUUUGCCUUGAUAGAUCAGUGGCGGCCUGAAGAGACGUCAGAGAAGUGGAAGCCUUUCUUUUUCUCUGAUGUCUCUUCAGACUAUCUGUUCUCAAAACAAAAAAUCGAAAAGUUUCGCUCAGAAAUGUUAUGAAGCUCUUAUCAGUUUAAAAAUAGUCCAGUUACUGGAAAUCGGAAAAAAUAGUGAAGAAGGAACCCCCGAAAAAGCUGAUUAUUUUUAAAUUUUGUACUUCAAAAAAAUCCUAAAAAUUACGAAUAAUAAUUCCUAGGAAGCUUCAAAAACUAUCCCUAAUAUCUCAGAUAAUCAGAAAAAAAUCAUUCCAGGAUUCGUCAAAAACGCAGAGUUUCCACGAGUGACUGAGAACGCUGACGAGAUUUUGGCCGAAGUCACUAAGAAAUCGAAAAAAACGGCAUGGGACUCUUUUUGUUGAGAAUUGAGACGGGCAACUUCUCAUACACUCCUGAGGCUCUUCUGCGCUUUUUUUGAGGUGAUUUAUUAUUUUUUUGGGUCGAUCAAUUUUUGAUACUUAAAAAAAUUGGAACAAGAAAAAGUCAGCUUCGAAAUCCAAAAAGAUUCAGUGAAAAUUGACAAAAAAAUUGAGCUGAAGCAAGAGAGCAACAGUGGCUCAAAAAGACACCAGAAAAGUUAGAACUUCUCUCUUUCUGUGCCGCCUCUUCAAAUUGUUACCUCUCUCGUUUCUUCUAGUUCGAGUUUUGCAUUCAUUUCUCUACAGACCCGAUUUGACUCAAUUUUGAGGCUUUUUUUAAUUUUUCAGCUUUCAAAAAUGACUUUUGUGAAACGAAAUACCUAAAAACUCUCUCUCAAAUUUUUCAGACAACGAAGUUCUACACUGCGCAUAAAGUGAUACUGUACAUCCACAAGAUCGAGGGCGGCAAGGAAAACUUCUACGAGACCCUCAGAGCCAGGGAAAACUGCGAUUCUAUCCGAUGCGAUGGAGGCUUCAUGUACCGCCGAGGCCCGCUGCAAGCCACGGUUUACGUGACUGAAGAAUGA